AUGGAGCAGCAGCGGGUGAAUCAAUACUUGAGCACCAACAUGAAGAACAAUAUUGUGCAGCAUCUACUCAAGAACAGCGAAGGUGGUGUUCUUCGAAAAGGAGCAGUGUAUGAGGCAGCCGAAGCUUUUGGUGUCAAUAGGAAGACCAUUUCCAGACUUUGGAAGGCAGCCACAGCGAUGAUGGAGAAUGGAGAACCUGCACACAUGGUUGGAAAAGUUAAAGGCUACAAACGUGGAGAAAAGACAACAGUUGACGAAGAAAGGGUUAGAACACUAUCUGUUCUUGAAAGAUCCACCUAUAGGGUGAUGGCACCAAAGCUUGGAGUUAGCAAAAUGACAAUUUGUAGGUGGGUAAAGGAGGGACAACUUAAGCCCCAUACUAGUGCAGUUAAGCCACAUUUAACUGAGGUAAAUAAGUUGGCAAGACUGAAAUGGUGCCUCAGUCAGCUUCAGCCAAACAUUAGUAGUGCAGGUAAGGUUGCAUAUAAUGAAAUGCGCAAUGUAGUUCACAUAGAUGAAAAGUGGUUCUACUUGACAAAAAGUGCAGAUAGGUACUACCUCUUGCCCGAUGAGGAAGAGCCACAUAGAUCAUGCAAAUCAAAGAGAUUCAUAACCAAAGUCAUGUGGUGUGCUGUUAGCAGGCCACAUUUUGGCCCAAAUGGGGAAACACUUUUUGAUGGCAAGUUAGGCAUUUUUCCUUUCACAGAAAUUCUACCAGCAAAGAGGAGUUCCAAGAACAGACCAAGAGGUACAUUAGAGACAAAGCCCAUUCCAGCAGUGACACAAGAAAUGACAAGGGAGUGGCUCAUCACCAAGAUUAUACCAGCCAUUCAUUCCAAAUGGCCCACAAGUGCAUGUAAAGAGAUUUACAUUCAACAAGAUAAUGCAAAACCACACAUAAGCACGACUGAUCCACAGUUUGAAGAAGCUGCCAACUCAAAUGGAUUCAAAAUCCAAUUGAUUUGUCAGCCACCUAAUUCCCCAGACACAAACAUAUUGGAUCUUAGUUUUUUUAGGGCUAUUCAAUCAUUGAAGGAUAAGAAACCAUGCAACAAUGUGGAUGAAUUGUUGCAGAAUGUGAGGGAGGCUUAUGAAGAGUUGACACCGCAGACACUUAACAAAGUAUUCCUCACAUUACAAAGUGUGCUCACAGAGAUCCUGGAGGUGAAAGGUGGGAACAAUUACAAAAUACCCCACAUGAACAAGGAUAGGCUGGAAAGAAUCGGGGCUUUACCCAAUGUGCUGGAGGUGGAAGAAAGGGUGGUGAGGGAUGUGUUGGAGUACCUAGCACUGCCUCAGAAUAAUGAUGGUUCUUCCUAUGACAUUGGGGCUCUGGCCACUGCAUUUGGCUACUAG
Messenger RNA from Salvia hispanica, 1356 nucleotides. RefSeq lists its product as uncharacterized. Gene Ontology annotation, molecular function: nucleic acid binding. Lineage: Eukaryota; Viridiplantae; Streptophyta; Magnoliopsida; Lamiales; Lamiaceae. The record is from RefSeq and is a predicted model, not a curated record.